This is a messenger RNA of Cooperia oncophora, 540 nucleotides long. The record is from the annotation of a GenBank genome assembly. Lineage: Eukaryota; Metazoa; Nematoda; Chromadorea; Rhabditida; Trichostrongylidae.
AUGCGCUUCCUUGUACGUUACAUUUCCCUUAUUCCGCUUGUGGUCAUGGGAGUAUUCUUGUAUUCCGAGAUGCUACUGAUCUCACUGGAUGAUCACGAAAAGGCAUUCAGUAGGGUGGCCAAGGCAUUUGCUGACUGGCGAUCAUGCAUGACAACUCAGUUGGAUGAGGUGCAGCAUAAGCCUCUCAAGAUGUUUCUUCAAUUCCAAAAAAUUACGACUUUCUGCACGAUUACCACCAAACUUCGCAAUAUCAAGCUCGUUUCUAUCCGAAAUAAAGACGAAGUCAAACACUGUAUCCUUAGCCAUGACAGAGAUCCCCGUGUUAUCGUGACGUUAGGUGUCGGUACAGACAUAAGAGCUGAGCGCGAAUUACAACAACUACUUCCAGAGGGGUCAGAAUUCUUUGGAGCUGAUCCGGUGGCAACGCCGAAUGCCGAUAUUUUCAGCGAAAUUGGGACAUUUUUUCCAGUGGCUGUCAGUGAUCGCUCUGGUCUCGCACGUUCUAUCAUUCGAGCAGAUAAUGGUAAUUGUAAUAAUUAG